This is a messenger RNA of Aedes albopictus (Asian tiger mosquito), 18364 nucleotides long. Its product is annotated as RNA polymerase-associated protein Rtf1-like. The coding region runs from base 15933 to 17825 and encodes 630 amino acids. The record is from RefSeq and is a predicted model, not a curated record. The transcript has a single exon. Gene Ontology annotation, molecular function: DNA binding; RNA polymerase II C-terminal domain phosphoserine binding. Lineage: Eukaryota; Metazoa; Arthropoda; Insecta; Diptera; Culicidae. Gene Ontology annotation, cellular component: Cdc73/Paf1 complex.
UUCAAAUAUUAGUGUAGAUAAAUUAAAAAAAAAACAACAAAGUAUGCAACGUUGCUUUAAAGUACAUAGUCUUCAAUUCCAUUGAAAUCUGAGAGGGUGCUGCCAACCCCAAAAUCUAGUUUGCGGGAAAUUCGUCAUGCACUCUAAAAAAACACGCAACCAAAAAUGUUCAAAGUGCCGUAACUUUUUUGUACAUUUUUUACCACUAUAAAAAUUUUACAGAUGAUAGCUAACAGAAUGAACUUUAUUCUCACAAAAAAACACAAAGGUAAAAAAUAACUUUUUGAGAUAUUUAAUUUUUAGUAACAAAAUUCAGUUUUUUCAGAAGAAAAACUAAAUAAAUUUUUCAAUGUGUAUUUUUCUGAGAGCCGCCAUAUAUUAUUCUACAACUUUGCUUAAGACACCUUCCCGAUCGAACAAGCGGUUUCCGUGUUAUAAUUUUUUAUUUGCUUGUGUUCCAUUUUUUCAUAGGCCCUAUUUGAAAGUUAGUCGAUACCAAAUAUAAACUUUUGAUAUGAAAAAAUGGUUUCUCACAUGAAAAGGAAUAGUAUACAAAAAUAUCAAGUAAAUUAAAAACAUCGAUUAAAAUGGAUCCGUGCUAGUCCGUGGAAAGCCUCAACUACGUUGACACACGUACAAUCUUGAGCUGAUGUCUACCUCUGUUGGAGCGUACGUUAUGUUUAUGGGUAGGUAAAUAUGAUGGUUAACUACCUGUGGAUGGAGGAUAUGAGUUUUUUUGCCACUAUUGUUGGAAUAAUUCCCAAAAGUUGGAGGUGGAACCACUUCAGAAAUUUCAGAAAAAAAUUGUUAGAGAAAGUCCCAUUGGAAGUGCCUAGUAAAGCUCCAAUAUAUUUUCCCAAAGAGUUUACAAAGAAAACGCCAGUUUUUUUUUUUUCAAAUUAAAAAUAAACAAAAUUUGUUGCAUAAAAACCUAUGGAAGCUAUUCAGCCAAAGGUUAUUUCAAGGACAUUGCCAAAAAAACAGAAUUUUCGCAUCAAUUCUCAACGGAAACGUUGGAAAAAAAUUCUUAAGAAGUUUCCAAAACAGUUGCAGCAUUUGCUAAAAUGAUGGAAGAAGUUUGAAAAGAAAUUGACAUGUAAUUGCCGCAGAUAUUUUCAAAAUUAUUUCUGAGAGAAAUUUUGAAAAUUAUUAGGGAGAUAAUUGCAAAACAAUAACUGUAGCAGUUUUUAAGGAAUUUGAAAUUGCUUGAAGAGUUUCCGAAGGUAAUUUCGUAGUUUUUUACCGAAAGGAUUCUCAAAGUAAAUUCCAGAUGAAAUUGUGGCAAGGAUUUCCAAUGAAAAUGAAAAAAAAAACAAAAGAAAAUGUUGAAGGAACUACAGAAACGAUGUAUGACGCAUCGAAUACACUUAUAGCUAAAAAAAUACACCAUUCGCGUUGUGGACGAAUUUUUAACAGCUCUUUUAUUAAUCUGGGCAACCUUUUUGAAAAAAGUAUCCUACGUAUUGGCAAAUAACGUGAGAUAUACAAAGAAUAUAUCAAGUUUUCAGCUGCUAAGGACACUACUAGCGCAAAGUAGGUAAUAAAAAUUAAGAAAGUUGUAUUUUUUGUGUGAAUACUACCAUUUUUUCAGAGGAACAUUAAUGAAAUCAAUUUGUUUUUAGUUUAUCCAGAACGGCUUACAUACGACGUCGAUUCGAAUGCUGUAUGCGCUCGUAAAUAAUGAUCACUCUGAAUUAAGAGAAAAUAUGAAAUUGAUUGUUGGGUGGGAAAUGUUCUCUGUUUGAGGUAGGUAAAUAUGUUGCUUUACUACCGUCAACCCCCGUUGGUUUGAACGACACCUCAUGCAAACCAAUGGGGUUCAUUUUUUAAUGUAAGCUUCUAGUAACCCUUUGGGCAUCGAAAAACACAAUGAUGGUAACCUUUUUUUGCUGUUUUGUUUUGAUUCUGCAUUCCGUUUCACCCCGUUCCAUGAGCAGAAUGACGUUUGAACAAUUUUUAGUUUGAACGAUGUGCAGAUUAGAGGGGGUCAAAUUAAAAAGUGUACAGAUCAGAUGCGGUCAAACCAACGAGGGUAGACGGUACCUGUGGAUGAAUAUGGGUAUUUUUUCAUUGUGGUCGUUAGAAAUCCUACUAACAUAGUCACGAUUUAGAUGAAAGUUUGCAUGCAUCUGCCGGACACGUGAUCCAGCAACUUUUCUACAGGUUGAGCAAUCUUUUUUUUUUAAUUUCUUUUUAUUUGUGAAUUUCAACCCUCUAAUACCCAAUCCCGCCUUUAGACGGGGUAUAGUUUGAGCAUUUUUGUAAUUUUUGUUUCGUGGAAAAUCAUUUUUUUAUAUUUUUUCUGAAAUUUAGGACUGUUCUGUAUAUCUCAAAAUGGUGUUUGGUGUGUUUUAAAGCGUAUUUACAUUUUUUAAAAACCAUUGAAAAAUUGAUGUUUUGUCACCUUUUAGAAGUCAUUCUUUAUUUUGUAUUGAAUCGCUACAAUUAACUUAUUUUUAAAUUUUCCCAAAUCGUUCUAUCCUUGUUUAAUAGUUUAAGGGAAUCGAAUACACUCUUAAAUUAUUUUCCUUAAAAUUACACGGAAAAUAAAAUAAUAAUAUUUCAACAAUUAUCAUAAAAUCUCAAAAUGUUUUCAUCUCAAAAAAUCCGUUCCCCAAAUUGGCUUCCAGGAAAAAUAUAAAAGUGUGGGAAUGUGCAAUAAAAAUUAGAAAAAUCAAAAACUGAAAUUAACGAAAUCGAGAAUUAAAAAGAAUCAUCUUCCAAAACAUGUUUAAAUCGAUUUUAGAUGACGAAAAAUGAUAUUUAGAUCAAAAUAAAAAAAAUGGGUAUUAGAGGGUUAACUUAGGCUAAUUCUUCACACAUGGUUGAGCAAUCUCAAACGAUCGUUUCGUGGUUGUCUCCGCUAUUAGAACGUUCAAAUAUUUCAGUGUCUCCAUCUGAAAAACACCUUCGGCGUGAGAAAACUACAUCCAUUUUACAUUCAUUGGGCGUAUUUAUACCCUUCUUCGAUUUGAAGGAUGACUCACGGAAUGAUGAAAUAUGCUUGUAAAGCUUCAGAAGCAAGGAAAGGAUAUGUCACGAAAUUUUAUGAAAUGUAGUAUUGUGCUUUACAUUAAAAUUGACUAUAAUAAACAUAAAAGUAAAAACUGAAUUACAUGGUACAGCUAUUAUUAUGAAAAAUCAAUCAGAAAUUCCACUAAUAAUUUAUCGGACAACUGCCUUAUAAUUUACUUGGCAAUUGAUUAUAGAAAUCCUGCAGUAACUUUUAUCGAAACGCUUUCAGUAAUUUCUGUUGCUGUCAUUCCGUUACCAAAUUUAUUGUGAAUAUCCAUGGCGAAUGCUUUGACAUAUCCUUCGACAAUUUCCUUGACAACUCUUUUGAAAAUUGUUUUGGGAAUUCAUACAGAAAUUUCUUAAAGAUUUUUUUUUUGGCAAUCUCCUUUGGAAGAGACUAAGAAAACUUUUUUUGGUUUUUUAGAAAUCCUUCAUCAUUUUAUUUUUGACUCCCUUCAACAAUGUUUUUGACAAAUUUAUUGCGAACUUGUCUGACAAUGUCUGGAACUUUCUUUAAAAAAAACACUCGCAACUCAAUUGGGGAAUCCGUUUGGGAAUUGUUCCGACAAUACCUUGAAGAUUUCGUUGGCAAUCUCUUUAUUUCGGUAGUGUUUUUUAAACUUAUUCGCUAUUUUUUAUUUCUUCAGAUAUUUUUCUUUGGAAAGUUCCUUGGAAGUUGCCUCGGGAUGCCUUUUGGCGAAUUUCGUGGCAAUUCUUUUGGAAAAUCUUUCGGUAAUUUCUUUAUUGUGUCUUAAACUAUUUAUACAUGUACUUUUUUGGAAAUUUCUUUUAGGAAUUUUCUGGAAAAUUCUCAGGAAUUUUUCAAACAGUACUUUUCAAAGAAUUUAGACAUUUUUUUGGUAAUUCCAUUGAUAAUUCAUAUUUUUUUAAUUCGUAAAAUAAUUUGAAAUGGAAUUCAGUUUGAUGGCAAAUGGAAUUCAGAAAGAAGUUAAUGAAGGAAUUACCAUAGAAUUCUCCAGAAAAUUACGAACGAAUUGCCGAAAGUAUUUUCAAAGCCGGCAAAUAACAAAUUUCCAAAGAAAUUAUCGGAAAAAAUGUAAAAAUUACCAAAAGGACUGCUGGUGAAAUUCUCACAGAAAUUAAGCUAAGGUUAUAAUAGAAAAAAUCCCGUAUGCAUUGCCUGAAAAAUGUCCAAAGCUAUUGCUUGAAGAAUAUUAAGUGAAAUGCCGUAGGCUUUAAAAAUAACCUAAACCAAAAAAGUAAAAAAAAUACCUAAAAAUCACAGGGAAUUUUCCCAAGAAAUUUUAAAUGAUAUAUUUAUUAUUUUAUUCAAAACUCAAGUUGUUAGAGGCAGCUUUCAGAGGAGUAACGCCUUAUGCGCCACGACAUUUUUUUUGAAAAAUAAUAUUGAAAGAGUUAAGAAAGAAAAUACUAUUAAAUGUUUUUCCAUACCUAAUGCAUGACUCGUCAUACUUUUACAGACUCCCCCCUUCCCCUUAAAAUGCUACGUCAUAUAUGGACACUCUCAAAUAUGCCGAAAAUAUUAGAAAAAAUACGAAGAAAUUUGUAAAUGGUAGUUUCCAAAGUAAUGUCGAAAAAAAUCCCAAAAAAAAUAAUGAAGAAACUGUGGAGAAGAUGUAACGAUUAGAUCAAACUGGUAAUUCCAAAGAACACAAGAGCUACGUUGUGGAUGAAUCUCAAAUUUAAUUGUUCUCAUUAUGGCAGAGCUUUUAUACUUCUGGGCAAUUUUUUCCGAAGACAGUAUCCAACGAUAUGGUCCAGAAAGCGAGAUACACAAAGAUUACAUCAAGCAUUUAACUCCUGUAAGAACACUGGCUCAACGUUGUGAACUAGUUUAGAACUUAAUUAUAUUCUUUGUCAAAGCUUUAUUUUUUCAGUGAAAUAUUGCCGAAAACACAAACUUUCGAAAAGGCUCAAAUCACAUUUUUACAAAAAAAAAAAUGCUUGCAAUUUCUUCACAAAUUUCUUCAAGGAAUCUAUGCAUUUCGUAUCGGUUGUUCUCAAUACAUCCGAUUCUUAUAUUUUUUCCUGUACGGGUAUGGUUUGUGCUAUAACUCAGUCAAUUUUGAACCGAUUCUCAUGAAAUUUUGUACACAUGUAGGCACCAUUAGUACUAUCCGUGUAUUAAAAAUCAAGUUAAUUGGUUUAAAAUUGACUGAGUUACUAGUUCCCAAAAAAUCAAAAGGUCAAAUGCUAUGUGCUAUGUGAAAUCAAACUAUAGAUUUCAUAAACAACUCCGAUAAAGGUUCCUGCAAUUCUUCUUAGAAUGAUGUGGACAAUUAUGGAAAACAUUUUCGACACAUAAUAUGUUGAAAGCAGCAGAUUAUAAAAAUUUAUAGCCCAUCGGGUUUCAUUCCACCAAGCAUCAGUAUUCAAGCUAUGUUUUCAUUUACAGAAGGAUUCAACAUUUUCUAUCGGGGAAAAUUUUUCCAUACGUUUUUUAUAGGAGAGAAAUUGGCCGAAAAUGAGAAUUUCAUGCAACUUUGUAUGUAAAAAAAUUAAAAAAUAAAAUUUUCCCGAUGAAAUAUUUCAAAAGUUUCCACAUACGAUAAUAUAGCAUGAAUUUGAUAGUUUGUGGGAAGAUGAUCAUCGCGACUGAAUCACGGAAAAAUAUAAGUUUCAUCAUAGGUAGAGUUUGAAUUUUGCUAGCAGCAGCCACAUGGACCUAGGUAGCAUGAUUCGUUCAAAAAAUCUUGAGUUGUUGCCUACCCCUACAGGAGAAAGCGUUAUAUGUUUGUAGCGUAGGUACACAAAUAUGGUGGGUAACUACCUGUGUAUGGGUAUGACUAUUUUUUGCGGUUUUAGAAAUUCUACAUAUAUCGAGGUUCGCAUUCAUAUGUGGAAAUUCAUUUAGAUAAAUCAUCUGACAAUUACUUUGCAAUUUUUUUCGGUAAUUUAUUUAAGACACCCUGCAGAUAUUUCUACAACAAUUUCUUUUUGAUUUCCUUCUGUUAUUCCGUCGCCAAAUUCAAUCUGGAAUGCUCUGAGUAUUUAGAAUUUUCUGAGUUUUGGAAAUUGUCCAGGUGUGUUUCGACCGUCUUGAUUCUAAAUUUUCACAAAAAUGAUUGUUUUUCAGGAACGAAAAAAAAAACACAUCUUGAAAAUUUCACAGAAUAUAGCUUAUCUUAUAGUUUUAUAUUCCUUCCAAAAUAUUUUUUUGGGAAUUUUACCGGACUCCCUCAAUAGUUUUUUCAACCGAUUUUCCUCAAUAUUGUGGAAAAUUAUUUUCAUUUUAUGUUUUUUUUUAUUGCUGAGAAAAAUUGCUUACGAUAUCACAAAAAAAAAUAUUAUGUCUACGAUGCUUCUUAAGUUAUGAUUUUUGAAACAAACGGCUCAUAUAGCACAUCUAGACAAUUUCCUCGAAAUUGGUCAUAACCCAGGAACCGAGAAAAACCACAUCUUGAGAAUUUCACAGAAUAUGGAUUGAUUUCCUUUCAACAAUAUUAUAUUUGAGAAUAUCUGAACUUCCUAGAUAGUUUUUUAGAGUUUUCCAACCGAUUUUCCUCAAUUGAUAAAAAUUUUGUUGAAACAAUUUUUAUUUCGUAUUUUUUUCCAAUUGCUGAGAAAAUUGACUUAUCCUAAGAUGCUUCGUGCUAGAGUUAUUAUUUUUCAAAGUAGGUGGUGUCUGUGGAAAAUGUUUGUUUUCCACUGGAAUUUUCCGGAAACUUGGACGACUCUGAUUUUUUUUUUUUCAAUUUAGUUUUUGUUCAUAUAUAUAUGUGAACCCUAACUAUGAAAAAAAAAAAUUCAUUAAAUUCUGAGCACCUUCGUAACAAAUUGGUACGAUAAAAAAAAAUAUUCAGAAAUAUCAUUUUACUUUAGAAAUAGCAGUAAUGACAGACGGAAUUCCGAAAGGAAAUUACCAAAUGGAUUCGCAAAGGGAUAACUGAAGAAAUAUCUAUUGCUAAUGCAAAUUUCCAGAGAUAUUUUCGAAAGAAAUUAUCGGAAAAAAAUUUCGAAGGAAUCUAUCAAAAAAAAAAAAAAAAUACCAAAACUAUUGCUGAAUGAAUUCCUAAAACAUGAAUUAAAAAAACAACAAAAUUUGUUGCAUUAAGGACUGUUCAAUUUAUAAAACGGACAACUUUACAAGGCUAUAAAAAGAAGACGCGUAGUUCAAAUUUAACCACCCUUGUUUCGUUGUUCAGUACAUCCUCUGUCAUUAUAGUAAUGAUUUUUGAAUCGGAUAAAAAUAGUUUUAUUUCAUAGAAAAUCGGCCAGAUGUUAAAUGAGGUGAAUUUUACGAUUGCUGAAAAUUGAAAAUAUACACAAAAUUACUGUUCACAUAUGGUAUAUCGUUUUGAUUGUCAGAAAAGUAUGUGCCAUGCUGCAGCAGCAUGAGUAAUAAACAUUCUGGCGAAGUUUAAACUCAAUUGGAACAUUAGUUAUUGAGAUAUUAAAGUCUCAAGUGAGAUUCGAUUUUUUGAUUAAAAUUUCAUUGUAAAGCAAAAAGGGCAUGAACAUAUUCAAUAAACAAUUUUUUUUAUACAUCCAGUCGAAAGUAGGAAUGAUGUGGUUUCAAAUGCAGAAAACUGCUACGUAAUAGCAUUGCUGGUUUGGUUACUGUGUGCCCUUACAGGCACAGUAAUCGAAUCAGUUUCGUUCUUUGAAGGUUCUUCCAAAUAACAAUGCAACCUAAUGCAAAUUUUACAUAACAAUGAUGUUGAAAAUAUAAAAUUUUACAUCCGAUUGUUAUUGAAUAAGGUAUACAAUAACAUAGAAUCAACUUUGUUGAAAAUAAAUAAUAACAAGAUUUGCUAGAGUCGAAAAUCGGCAUCAAUGGAGCAAAAAAUAUGCAGUUUUUACUAUGAUCAUCUUUAUGGAUUAAAUUUUUGAUGAAGAAUGCAAUUAAAAGUAAUUUUUUCUUCUGUAUCAUCCAGAAAGCAGUAAUCUACUGCUCUGGACAAAUUUUGAGCCGAAUCCGUUGUGCUAUUGCAUCACAGGACUUAAAUAAAUAUUUUUUAACAAUUUCUUUAUAAACAAGGCCACUUACAGUAUCAAGCUGGAUGCUGCUUGGUGCGUUAUUACUUACCAACUAUUGAGCUUUACCUUUAGUAGAGUAGUAUAAGAUUCCAAUACAUUAAAAAUUUAAUGAACAUAUGCAUGUUUAGUAUGUGGAAAGUUAUGUCGAAUUUUGAGAAAUGGGUUUUUAUUGAUGUUUUACGAAAACCGCUUCAGUUAGACAAAAAAGGACAUUUUGCCUAAUGUUAUAUUUUUCCUACAUUUGAGAAUAACUAUAGAAAGUUAUGCAAAAAAACUGAUAAUGAUUUUAUUGAAAAAUUAAAAAGAUAUCGCACAAGCAAGUUGUCCGUUUUAUAAAUUGAACAGUCCUUAAAACCCAUGGAAACUGCAGAAAGAAUUUUCUGCAGAUAUUCAGCCAGAGGUUAUUCCAAGGACAUUACCAAAAAAAUAUCCAAUAAAUUCAAAGAAGUUUGCAGAAGCAAAGAUGAGAAAAUUCAUGAUUUUUUAUAAAAAUUAUCAUGAUUUUUUUAUAAAAAAAUAUCAUGAUUAUUUUCAAUUUCUACCACUUCCGAUUCCAAUUUCCAUUCGUGAGGAUCGUCAAUCCAUCAUGCUGUGUAUCUACAAAAAAUGUCGACGAUCGAUAUUUCAAAAUCAGCAAAUAAUAAAUGACAUUUUUAGGAUAUUUCUUAUUUCUACCCAAAAAAUGUCAAUGAAGUUCCCAAAUUUAUUACCAAAGGACUUGCCGUAGUUAUGCUGCAAGAAAUUUCUUAAGAAGUUUCCAAAACAGUUGCAGCUUUUCCUAAAACGGUGAAAGGAGUUUGCAAAUAAAUUACCAUAUUAUUUCCACAGAAACUUUCCUAGAACGUGAGAUAUACAAAGAUUAUAUCAAGUUUUCAGCUGCGAAGAACACUAGUGCAACGUAGUGAAUCAAAAUUGAGAUCAAAGUUAUAUUUUUUAUGAAAUCUACCAUAUUUUUUUUUCAGUGAAACAUUACUGGCAUCAAUAUUUUUCUAGUUUAUCCAGAACGGCUUACAUACAGGGGAUGGCCAAACUAUUUGGGAUAGGUAUUUUUUUUUUCUCUCACAAAAAAGUUUAACAUGCUGUAAAUUUUCAUAGAGGCAUCAAAAAUUUGAACCGUUGUGGUAAAACACUUUUUUUAGACAACAAACUUUUAAACUCCCAUAUCUCGGAAACUUUAACGUUUAUCAACAAUAUAUUGAUACUUGAUGCGACGUUAUAAAUGUAAUAUUUUCUCACGACGAAUUAAAAUAUACCGGUUUGAAAUUUUUACCCAUAUAGAGGAAAAUAAGUCAAAUUUACAAUACCACACAAAAAAUGCUUAAUGCAUUUUUCCUUUUAUCCAAAUAGCCUCCAAUACGUUUUAUUAGAAAUAUCUCGAGAACAGAAGAAGAAAAUCUUUGGAUAUCAAAACUAAAAUUUAAUGACAUUGAUAUAAAAAAUGUAUUUUUUUCGAGAAAGAUCAGAAAAGUGUCAAUCCAUGAUAACUUUUUCCAACUAUCAAAAAGUGUCUUUGUUUUAAUAACUUGUGAAGCAUUACUAUAUUGUUAAUAAACGUUCAAAAUUUCAUUCAAUUUGGUUCACUAGUUACCGAGAUAUGACAGUUCAAAAAUAAGUUGCCUAAAAAAAUAUGUUUUACGAGAAGCUUCGUGAAAAAUUAACAAAUCGAGCUCAAAUUUGUACCAAUGAUGCACAUAAUACACAUACAUAUAACAGGUUGAAAAACAGUUAAAUUUUGAGAAUUUUUGAUGCACCCUGUGAAAAGUUACAGCAUGUUAAACUUUUUUAUGAGAGAAAAAAAAAGUUGCCUAUCCCAAACUUUUUGGCCACCCCCUGUACGAUGCAGAUUCGAAAACUUUGGUUACAAAUGAUGAAAAAAUUGGUGCUGCAUGGGCUCGUUAAUAAUGAUCACAUCUGAUUUUCGGGAAGUAUCAAAUUGAUCAUAGGUAGUGUUUGAAUUUUGCUUGCAACGGCCAUAUGAACACAUUGCUGAAGAAAACGUUCCAUGUUUGUAGUAGGUAAAUAUGAUGCUUAACUACCUGUGAAUGGAUAUGGGUAUUUAUUUUAUGAAUGUGGUCGUUAGCAAUCCUACUUACAGAGUCAAGGUUUAAAUGAAAGUUUACAUGCAUCUGCCGGACACGUGGUCCAGCAACUUUUUCUACAGGUAGAGUAAUAUUAAACGAUUGAUUCGUGGUUGUCACUGCUAUUAGAACAUCCAAAUAUUUCAGUGUCUUCCUUCGCCAGAAAAUCGCCCUUGGCGUGAGAUAUACAAUUACAUCAAUUUAACAUUCAUUUAGCGUGCUUAGCUCCUUCAUAGAUUUGGAGCAUGUACUCACGGAAUGGAAAAAUCUUUGGAAGCCCCAGAAGCAAGGAAAGGAUAUGUCAUGAAAUUUUGUGAAAUGUAGAAUUAGCCUUUAAUUAAAAUUCACAAUAAUAAACAUAAAAAUAAAUCUUGUGCUGAUUUUUUGAACCCUUUAAACAGAAUACCCUCUUCGAAUGAGUGUAAUCAGUUUUGAACCUUAUAAUUCCGCGCUAUUUUGCUCACCCUUUGACAGAUACGCGCAUUUCCAUUUAUCUUUCAAAAACAAUAACGGAAUUUCAUAGAAAUUUGGAAAAAAAUCUUAGCAACUCCCUUGGGAAUUUUUUUCCGCAUUUUUUGUUUUUGGAAAUUUUUUCAACAAUUUAUUAUUAAAAUACUGCAGUAAUUCCUAUCGAUUUUUUCAGUAAUUGAUGUUUGAUUUUUACAUGCCAUUCCGUCACCAAAUUUGUUGUGAAUUUCCUUGGCAAAUGCUUUGGCAUUUCCUUCUAAAUUUUUUUAGGGAAUUAAUUCAGGUAUUCUUUUAAGAAUUUUUUGGUAAUAUUUUUUUGUAGAGCCUUAGAAAACUCUUCCGGUAUUUUUAAUAAUUUUUCAGUUAUGCCUCUAAAAAUUCAUUCAUCAAUUUAUUUUUGACUCACUUCAACAAUGCCUUCGACCAAUUCAAUGUGAAUUUCUAUGAAAAUGUCUUUGCAAUUUUCUAGAAAAACUUGGUUUGUAACUCAUUUGGAAAUCACUUUGGGAAUCCUUUUGGGAAUUGUUCCAACAAUAAUUUAAAGUUUUCGUUGGCAAUCUCUUUUGGAAUUAUUUCGACACUGUCUUUGGAAACAUUUUCGCUAUUUUUUUUAUUUCUUCAGAUAUUUUUCUUUUGAAAGUUCUUUGGGAGUUCCCUUUGGCGAAUUUUGUGGCAAUUCUUUCGCCAACUUCUUAAAAAUGCCUAAAGCUAUUUCUAUAUGAACUUUUUAGGAAAUUUCUUUGUGGAAUUUUCUGGAAAAUUCUCAGGAAUUUUUCAGGUAGUACUUUUCGAAGAAUUAAGAAAUUUCUUUGUUAAUUCCAUUAAAAAUUCUAGGUUGCUUAAUUCGUAAAAUGAUUUCAAAUGGAAUUUCCAAACUGAUGACAGAUGAAAUUCCGAAAGAAGUUAACGAAAGAAUACUAUAGAAAUUUCCAAAAAAUCACAGAAAAUUUUACGAAUGAAUUGACGAAAGAAUUUUCAAAGUAGCCAAAUAACGAAUUUCCAAAGAAAUUAUAGGAAAAUAGCAUUUAAAAAACUACCAAAAAGAUCAUACUGGUAAAAUUCACACAGAAAUUAAGAUAAGGUAAUAAUAGAAGAAAUCGCGUAUGCAUUGCCUGAAAAAUGUCCAACGCAAUUGUUUAAGGAAUAUUUGACUAACUUAAUCCAAAAAAAUAAAGAAAAAAAAACAAAAAAUACAGGGAAUUUUUCCAAUCAGGUUUCGAAGGAAAAUAAAAUAACCUAACUAAUUCCUGCAUGAAUAGGCAAAGAGAUUUCCAGAAUAGUGCCGAAGAAAUUUUAUUAGUAAUUACUAAAGGAGCCUCCAAAGAAAUUGUCGAACGAAAUCAGAGAGAAAGCUAACCCCAAAGCAAUUAUCGUAGGAGCAAUUUCUACAGAUGUUUUUAAAACCAUUGCCGAAGCAAUUUGUAUAAAAAGGAAGUGUUAAUAAAUAAUCCAAAAAUUUCCCAAGAAAUUUUAAAUGCUAUUUCUAUUUUUCUUUUUUUUUUUUUUGAAAUUAAAGUUGUUAGAAACAGCUUUCAAGGGAAUAACGCCUUAUGCGCCAUCGCCAGAAAGAAAAUACGGAAAUAUGCCGAAAAGAUUGAAAAAAGUCCGAAGAAAUUUGUAAAUGGUAUUUUAAGAGUUUUCAAAAUAAUGUCGAAAAAAAUCCCAAAGAAAUUAAUGAAGAAACUGUGGAGAACAUGUAACGCUAAGAUCAAACUGAUAGCUUCAAAGAACACAAGAGCUACGUUGUGGACGAAUCUCAAAUCUAAUUGUUAUAAUUAUAGCAGAGCAACUUUUUUCCGUGGGAAGUAUCCAACGAAUUUGACUCCUAAGAACACUGGAUCUUUGUGAAAGCUUCAUUUUUUCGGUGAAACAUUGUCGAAAACAGAAUCUUUCAAAAAGGCCCAGAUCAAAAAAAUGCUUGAAAUCUCUUCAAGGAAUCUAUGGAUUGCGUAUCUGGUGUUCACAAUAUGUAAGUCACAUCCAAGAUCCUAGAAGAAAAAGAAAUUCUCUCAAGAACUCAACUAUGAACUAAAACCCUUCAAAAAUUCCUACUAGUUUCCCUAAAAAAUCAAAAGGUGAAUAGGUCAAAUGCUUGCUAAGUGAAAUCAAACUAUAGAAUCCAUAAACAAAUCUUCUUAAUUCCCUGCAAUUCUUCUCAGAAUUCUUAGGAAAAUUUUUGAAAAUAUUUUCGAGCAUUUCUGACACAUACUAUGUCUGAACCAGCAGAUUAUAAACAUUUGAUGAACAUCGGGUUACUUUCUACCAAGCAGAGUUCAAGCUAUGUUUUCAUUUGCAAAAGGUUUUAAAAUUUUCUCUCGAUGGUUUUUUUUUCAUACAUUUUGUAUAGAAGAGAAAUUGGCCGAAAAUGAAAAUUUCAUGCAAGUUUGUAUUAAAACAACCUAAAAUCAAAAUUUCCCCGAUGACCGCAUACGAUAAUAUAGCAUGAAUUCUGAUAUUUUGUGGAAAGAAUCCUGAUGUACAUUCAAUUUUUAUAAUCCGCUAGUUCAGACGUACCGUGCGACAGAAAGUAACGAAAAUAUUCCUGAAAUUCUUCCAGCAUUUUGUGGAAGACUUUUCAGAAUAUCUUUAUGAAUAUUCGACAGAAUUAAUGUUUGUUGUAGUACAUUUUUUUCUUGUUUCACAUUUACAUUCGUGGAAUGAGAUUUUAUGAGGGCCCGGAGACAAGUCCCCCUCUAAAUGCGGCUUGGCUUAAGGUGUAUGAUGAAACUAGGCUUGAAUUUAUCGUAAUUCAAUCGUUAUAGGUAUUUUCUGGUGCUUUUAUUAAAAAAUUUUGUCAGGGAAGUAGAGUACAAUUAUUAUUAUCAAAAAUAUGAUUCAACUGAAAAACUCAAGUUCCGAAAACUUCGGUUUUGAAUAAUGGAAUAAAGGUGCUGCAUACCGCAUACGCUUGUGAAUGAUGAUCACGUCUGAGUCAUGGAAAAAUAUCAGUUUGAACCAAGAUUUGAUCAUACACAGUUAAAAUUAAAAUGUAAUUUUAAGUGAAUUUUCAUGCACAUAUUUGGAGCAUGAAAAUAAACACAAAAAUAAAUCGCAUUUGAAAUUUACAUUUAUUGAAAACAUGAACUGACGUGUAAUUUUAAACGUCGUUGAAAUUUAAGUGAGCACUGCAUGGCGCGGUUCUCCGUGGGUGUGUGUUGUUUCAUUUGAUUUGUUUUCAUGAUUCACAUAUCCCUCCCCGCCCGUCAGUCGGAAGCAGCAAUUAAAACUAAUAAAUGAAUGUCACGUUUUAUUUCAAUAUAAUAAUUGCACUUUUCGGUAUCAAACUAUUCAGGUACACAGUUGUUUACUAGGAUCUAUGCACUUCCCGCAUCCAGCAACAAAAUUUCGGUUUUCGGUGCAGGGCGUCUUGCUGCUGCUGAUGGCGUUUCAGCUGGUGAUUACCGAUAGUGAGCGCGCGUCUGAAAAGUGUUCAUUUGUUACACUGCCUAAUGGAUGAAAUAUGAAUUUCUUACCUGUUAAUGACCUUGAUAAUUCUUGUUCCGCCUUCGUAACACUCCGCACGACUGAAGAAUUAGGAAUAAAAAUAACUUUCGGGGUAGCACUUCAGAAGCACUCAGAUUCAACGCGACGGCCAUACUCUUUCCAACAUCAGAGCGCUAGUAUGUAGUUUGUAUGAUGAUUGAAAUUUACAGUUAUUUUAAUUGAAAAAUCAAUGUAUAUCAAUGCUCUUAUUAUGUGCAUGGAUUUUUGUUUAAAUUUAAAUGAUCUUUUCGAUUCAAGUGAUGUACGUUUAAAUGCGUGAUGUUUUACAUGCCAUUGAAAUUUCAUUACUUUUUGCUGUGUAGGUAGAGUUUGAAUUUUGCUAGCAGUAGCCACAUCGAUACAGGUACAUAGCAUGAAUCAUGCUGCAUGAUACGUUAAAAAAAACUUGACUUGUUGCCUACCCCUACUGGAAAAUCGUUAUACAGGGGAUCCUCAAAAUAACUGGGACAGGUAAAAUUUUCACUUUUCAAAAAAUGUUCAACUCGCUGUAACUUUUCGAAAAGGGCAUCAAAUAUUCUCAAAUUUUUACUGUAAGUUGAACAUUUUUUGAAAAGUGAAAUUUUUACCUGUCCUACUUAUUUUGAGUAUCCCCUGUAUGUUUGUAGCGUAGGUACGCAAAUAUGGUGGUUUACUACCUGUGUAUGGGUAUGACUAUUUUUUUCGGGUAUUAGAAAUUCUACAUAUAUGGAGGUUUGCAUUCAUCUGCCGGGUACGGGAUCCAGCAACUUUUUUACCCGUAGAGCAAACUCAUAAGUUUGGCUUAUAGUUGUCUCCGCUAUUACUAACUUGAUACUUGAUGAGCUACAACUCGUGGCGGUGAGUGUACGCCGAAUGCAGCAUUUACCUCCACUUCUGGUCUCGGUUAUGGGCCAAUCGCCCUGAACGUCCAGAGUCCUUUCGGUCGUUCUCAAUUGCAAGAAACUGAGUGUGCGUGGCGUACUACUAAGCCGACGACCCUUUCCUCGUUCUCUGCUCAAGAUGGUUUAAAUUUGUUGUUUCUCCGGCAUACGAACUACAUACUCAGUCCACCGCAGCCUGCCGUUUUUAUUCGCUUCACUAUACUGCCGUCAGGCGCAUAAAUGUCAUAUUUCGACAUUUUUUAGGUUUUUAUGUCCUAAGUCAUAUGUAUUUUUAUAAGAAUUUUUGAAAUAUUUUAUCAACAUCUGGAUUUAAACAUGUUCCGACAGUUUUUGCGUUGAAGUCAUUCAAAUGCGACAAUAGUCAAUGAUUAUUUUGAAACUUCAAAUGUGUCUUUCUCGCGUUUUUCUAUUGUAACAUGUGACAUUUAUGCGUCCGAGGGCAGUAUAUCCAUUAUUUUAUAUACUUGGUACAAUUCGUAGUGCAUGCCGCGAGAUGCCAUUCCCCAGUUUAUCACCGAGUAUUUUUGCAGCACUUCACGUUCGAAGGCUAAAACGACCAAAAAAAUCAGAGUCUUGUCAACGCAAGUUUUGACUUCGCUUGUAGCCUCUCUCCGCUAAUAGGACAUCCAGUGUCUUCCUUGUGCUCAUAAGGGCGUGGGCAUUUCAUGUUCUGUUGAAAAGCAAGGUAGCGUGUUCUAGUACAUUAUUACAGAUGGAAGUGAGCAUUUCGACGAGGCGAUGGACAAAGAGGUGCACGCUUAAUAAGGAAUCAUCUUGGCUGAAGAAGGCACCUUGAAUAUUUGAAUAUUUUUUUCUGCAUGCGUGUUGCAUAGAUUUUGCGGCUGACGCUCCUCGAUCGCUAUGCCUGAUAUGUAUUGCGAAUCUACCCACCGUAUUUUUUUCCAACCUCCCCUGUGGAUCUACCAGCACCACCUUCAACAUGCUACCCUGUUUAGGUAAUUGUUUCAAGAACGGUGUUUCAUUAGUAGGUAUCCACAAAUAGGAUAUGCUCGAUUGACUUAUUCUAGUUAGCUAACUACUCAGUAUGAAAAGCUGUAUGCGAAUGCUGAAAAUGAUACAUAGUUGUGCAGUUUCAAUAAGGAAAGUAAUUCGUCCGUUUCAAUCUAAUAUGGUGAAAAGGAAAAGUCAACCAAUUAUCGAUUCAGAAAGCAGCAGUGAUUCUGAAUCCGGUAUGGAGCUGCAACUUGAGCUGCAAUCGUUGGCCAAGAGAAGGAAAACCAGCAGGCUGGAUUCCGACUUGGAGGAUCAUUCGGGACCAGAGACAUCCGUGCAGUGCAAAAAGCGAGGGGUGAAGCACAUAUCUGCUUCGCAAUCAAAAGAUGACGAAAGUGGAAGUAGCAGUAGUGAUUCGGAGUUCAGUGAUUAUGAUGACAAGAUGAUGGGAGACGAAAAAGAUCGGGCCAGAUUGAGCGCCUUGUCGGAGAAAGAACGAGAAACGGAGAUUUUCGAGCGUAUCGAGCGGCACGAAGCCAUGAAGACUCGCUGGGAGAUUGAACGUAAAUUGAGACUGGCAAAGAAGGCCGAGCGAAAAGUCAGUGACAGUUCCCAUUCUUCACCAGAAAAAGCUCCCGCUAGUUCGAACCAUUGCAACCUGAAGGAACGUUCCAAAGAGCGAAAGAAGAACGUUGAAGCCAAUCGAACAGACAACAAGCGAAACAAUGCCAUGGCAAUGCUGAAAGCUAAACGAAAAGGCAAAGCCAAGCGUGACGAGGAAGCGUACGACAUCUGUUUAGAUGACUGGGUAAGCGAUAACGAAGAUGAUAAAAACUAUGAUCGACGCUCGCGGGCUGGUUCCAGCAGCGGUCGCGGAAGUGAUAGCCGGUCUUCUAUCGAUGAAGAAACGUGGGACUCCAAAGAGAGGAAACCGGCCGCCAUUAGCACUAAGGAGGAACUCGAGAAACUACGAAUCUCGCGGCACAAGAUAGAACGCUCCAUUACGCUCCCGAUGUUCAAUCAAGUUGUGCAGAACUGUUUCGUUAGGAUCAACAUAGGAAACAACAACGGAAGCCCAGUCUAUCGAGUGGCGGAGAUCAUUGGGGUUGUGGAGACGGGCAAAAUCUAUCAACUUGGCCAGUGUCGCACCAACAAAGGGUUCCGGCUGAAGCAUGGCAGCCAGGAGCGGGUGUUCCGGCUGGAGUUCAUCUCGAAUCAGAAGUUUAGCGACAGCGAAUAUCAGAAUUGGUUGAGUGCCUGUGAGGCCACCGGAACGGCAUUGCCUUAUGCAGACACCAUCGAGAAAAAGCAGCGGGCGUUUAAUGAAGCAAUACAGUACGAAUUCAAGGACACCGACAUCGACAAGCUCAUCAAGGAAAAUAACCGAUUCCGGGUGAAUCCAACCAACUACGCUAUGAAAAAGACACAGCUCAUGAUGCAACGUGACGCAGCGCAACUCCGAGGAGAGGAUGAACUGGCACGCGAUUUGAACACCCAAAUAAUGGAGCUCGAAGAGCGUGCCAGCACUCUGGACAGAAACCGCAGCAGUAGCAUUGGUUUAAUAUCUUACAUCAACGAUCGCAACAGGAAACGCAACGUGGAGGACGCCGAAAAGGCCAUCAAGGAGGAAAUUUGGGCCACCCGAGGUAAGAGAAUCGAAGAUCCGUUCACGCGGCGUCCAACGCAGCCGCGGAUGUCGUUCAAGGCAUCGCACAAGAAAGAGGAAGUCCCAAACAGUCAGAUGCAGGCGCUUCCAGCACCUCCCCCGCCGGGGCGAAAAAAUAAAGCGGAUGAGACGACGCCUGUCUCCAGUGCGGACAACAACAUGUACUCUUUGCAUGAUUUCGAUAUCGUUCUAGACGCGCCUCUUUCGGAUGGCUCCAGCAAUUUAAUUCCGAAAGCUGUGAAGAAACCGGUCAAUAAAUCCAGUCUGAAGCGAUCGCUCAACCUCGAAGAGUACAAGAAGAGGCGAGGUUUUAUCUGAUGAACAUCAACGGUUAUCUCUACUGUAACAUGAUAACUAUUGGAAAAUGAGGAUGAUAAUGAUAAAACACCGCACAAAUAGAAAAAUGUUGCUUAUUUAAAUUAAUAAAAUGCAUGCUUGAAUGAAUGAAGCAUGUUUAUUUUUAUUUCAAUGUUGUAUUAUGUGGUUCUUCCUUGGAGUUUUUCGUCCAAAACCAUCAUUCCAUUUAGCGUUACAAAUUUCAUUAAAUUCUGCAAAACAGGGUUCGAAUGCACGUACAAAUUUUCAAACGUCAAACAUGGCUGGUUUGAGCACUUUGUAUACAACUUAAGUUUCAAUGUUUGACCAAGAUGACGGGCUUGGUGCUCUAGUGGCUACCGCUUCUGAUUCGUAUGCAGAAGGUCAUGGGUUCAAUCCCUGGCCCGUCCCUUUCGUCCUACUUUGUAUCUUUCUAUCCAUUUUCUCUCUCUCUCUUCUCUACAUAUACAACUCAUGUAUAUUCAUAUGUUCAUAGCCAUCGCUAGUGAACUAAACCUCACAGCUAGAACCAACUUCCAACU